CCGCCAUGGCUUUCGACUCUCUUUCUUCUUCCUCUUCCCUGUGAAAAUAUUUGGAAAACAGAGAUCGUGAAUUAGCUGUUAAAAACCCUAAUUGCAUCGAUCUGCUCAUUGUUUUAUUGAUUCCAAGUGAACAUGAGUAGGCCAAUGGAAGAGGAUACCAACCACGGAAAGACCGAAGAGGAGGAGUUCAACACGGGACCGCUUUCUGUUUUGAUGAUGAGUGUUAAGAACAACACUCAGGUGUUGAUCAAUUGCCGCAACAACAGGAAACUCCUUGGCCGUGUUAGGGCUUUCGACAGGCACUGCAACAUGGUUCUCGAAAACGUCAGAGAAAUGUGGACUGAGGUACCGAAAACUGGGAAAGGAAAGAAGAAAGCUCUUCCCGUCAACAGAGAUCGCUUCAUUAGCAAGAUGUUUCUCCGUGGUGACUCUGUCAUUAUCGUUCUCAGGAAUCCCAAGUAAGAGAUAGAGAGAUGUCAGCUGCUCCUACUUGUUUCCUCAUAUCAUACCCCUCGCUUCUUAAUUGUCAACCGAGAUACAUCUUUGAUCAUGAGUCUUAAAAUCUAGUGUUGCCUUGUACUUUUCACUUGUGUUCUGUCUUAUCUCGUAUGACUAAGAACCAGCCCUAAGUAGUAGUUUGUAAUAGCAAAAGACAGUUUCUUUGGUUAAAACUAUAGACAAAGUUACCUUA
This is a messenger RNA of Brassica oleracea var. oleracea, 691 nucleotides long. Its product is annotated as small nuclear ribonucleoprotein Sm D2-like. Lineage: Eukaryota; Viridiplantae; Streptophyta; Magnoliopsida; Brassicales; Brassicaceae. Gene Ontology annotation, biological process: RNA splicing; spliceosomal snRNP assembly. The record is from RefSeq and is a predicted model, not a curated record. Bases 133 to 462 code for a protein of 109 amino acids. The transcript has 4 exons. Gene Ontology annotation, molecular function: RNA binding. Gene Ontology annotation, cellular component: U1 snRNP; U4/U6 x U5 tri-snRNP complex; catalytic step 2 spliceosome.